Messenger RNA from Corticium candelabrum, 2940 nucleotides. Its product is annotated as glycerol-3-phosphate acyltransferase 1, mitochondrial-like. Bases 1 to 2406 code for a protein of 801 amino acids. The record is from RefSeq and is a predicted model, not a curated record. The transcript has 27 exons. Gene Ontology annotation, cellular component: mitochondrial membrane. Gene Ontology annotation, biological process: fatty acid metabolic process; glycerol-3-phosphate metabolic process; phospholipid biosynthetic process. Gene Ontology annotation, molecular function: glycerol-3-phosphate O-acyltransferase activity. Lineage: Eukaryota; Metazoa; Porifera; Homoscleromorpha; Homosclerophorida; Plakinidae.
AUGGAUGAAACACAGUUGAGCCGUCUGAAUGCUGUCUACUCUCGUUGGAAUACUCGUACACCAAAUACACUGCUAAGAGAUGAAUUGAAGUCAUCAAAUGAUUCAUCGAGUCGAACUGCUUGGCAGAAACGUUUUGAUGAGACAAAACGAUUACAUCGACCUCAAACACGCGCCAGAAGACGAACAAAAACGAAAAAGACGAAUGUUGCUCAAGUUCUUCCUGUUACAUUCACCAUCAAGCUGCCACUAGUAACAACACAUUCAACAGUCCAAAAGCCUUUCUCUGGUCGUUGCUGUGAGGCAUGCACACCUUUCAGUCGAAAUCAGUUGUUUGACAGUCACAUUCAGGCUGCUCCGGUUCGCGAUGUGUUGCAGCUUCCCAAUGUGAUGAGGCCGAAUGUGUGGAGAAGGUUGUUUCCUCACUUAACAUUUUGUCUCUCGAGAGAUGUGCCAUGGACACAUAAUUUGGUUGAACAAGAAGUAUUGAAGUCAGACAGGAUUGGUCAUGUUAUACGACAGGCGGUUGACUCGGAAGGCAAGGCAUCGAGUGAGAUCGAGAUGAAGAACAAGCUUCAGCUUCAGCAACAGAAAGCCAUGGAAUUGCUAGCAACGAUGGCAAGUUCAAUAUCUGGAUUCGUCGUAAGGCUGACGGGCAUCGUGUUGUUUAAACUGUUUGGAUCGGCGACGGAUGGCAUACGUGUUCAUCAGGGACAAAUGGAAAUGGUGGAGCGCGCAGCUAAACAAGGUGUGCCUAUCAUUUAUCUUCCCAUGCACAAGAGUCACCUCGACUACCACAUGCUGACGUUCACUGCAUUCUGUCACAACCUCAAGACACCUCAUGUUGCUGCAGGAGAUAAUCUGAAUACGUGGGGAUUGAGUUUGCUACUGCGAUGUCUCGGAGGCUUCUUUAUCAGACGAAAACUAGAAGAUGCCAACGGACACAGAGACCCAAUAUACAACACCAUCCUACAAGAGUACAUCCAGUGCCUUCUCAAGCAAGGCGAACACAUUGAAUUUUUUCUCGAGGGUUGCAGGUCACGUUCGGGUAAAGUCCUAAGACCGAAAUGCGGGUUGUUAUCAAUGGUUGUCGAUGCUGUCGCCGACGAUAUCAUUCCGGAUGUCUUUAUUGUUCCAGUGAGUUGCGGCUACGACAAGAUUGCGGAGUGUUACGGAGACGAACUAUUGGGGCGUGGGAAGAAGCAAGAGUCGCUGAUUGGCGGUGUACGUUCUGUGUGGAGGCUCGUGACGGGUGACUACGGUACAAUACAAGUGAACAUGGCACAGCCGUUCUCACUGCAGGAAUUUCUCGAAACUCAUCCCGGCUUCGAGUCUGACAAGUCGGUGAGGAGAGAGGUGGUCAGUAAGCUCGGCAGGCAUGUGCUCUAUGCUGCGGAUCGGUCGUCGUGUGUGAUGUCUACUGCCAUGCUUGCUUUCCUGAUGCUCAACAAGUACAGAGAUGGUGUAAGUUAUGGUAAACUAGUUAACGGAUUCAGCCGACUGCAACAGGAGAUAACGUCACGACAAAGAGACGUCGGUUUUGGCGUGAGCGCUUUCAUUGCCAUGAACAAGGCACAUCACCUCCUCAAACCAUACCUCAUAGAAGAGACAUCAUCUGAUGACAAAAACGAGACGAUAGUCAAACCAGACACGACACUUCCUGGUGUGUUCGAGUUGGCAUUUUACAGCAAUCAGGUUUUGUCUGUCUUUUUGACCGAAGCUGUUGUUGCGACUGCAAUCUGUGGUUUGUGUGGGGCAUGGCUGACAACAGAAGCAUCAUGUGGAAUAAGCGAGAGCACAACUCUGUCACAGGAUGAGAUGUUGGCAAGAAGUGAAGAGAUUUGCUGUUUAUUUGAUUGUGAAUUUAUAUUUGCUCCGCCCUGCGUCACCAUUCGUUCAACUCUGUACGAAGGCUUAGAAGCUCUCAUUGGCGGUGGCAUGAUGACCUACACGACAACUCAGGAUACAAGGCAAGUUGCAUAUUGGGAUGACGAUGAAGAAGGGGAAUAUACACGUACAACAGACAGAACAUUGAAGCUUCAUGCCCUCUCAGAUCAACUCCAAAAACUUUCCUUCUUUCACUCUCUCAUGGCCCCAUUCGUUGAAUCAUACUGGACAACGGCUUGCUGCCUCAGGAAGCUAACAGAACAACCAAUGACAGAAAAGGAAUUUUUGUCGGAAGUUCAAGAUACAAUCAAGCAGAGAGUUGAAGAGGAUCUUUGUAGUUACGCUGAGAGUUGCUCACUCUCACCUCUUUCCAAUGCCCUCACACAUUUCACACAAGAAGGUGUCAUGGAGAGGAGCGAAGUCAGCACAGACUACCUACUGCUAAACGAACAAUACACACUAAACAACUGCAGAAAACUGAAUGAUCUAAUCGACAGCAUAGGACGAUUUAGGAGAAUGUAGGAGGUAAAGCACAAGCCAAGCAUCCCCACGUGUGUGACCAAGUGCAUGAUCACAAUGCAUGUUGCCUCAUUAUGUAGUAAUGAGAUUUAGUGAUGAUUUAUUGAAGGAGUUUGUAGAUGCUGUACAUUGUUAUGUCUGGAGGCUGCAGUUUUCCUUUGCAUUUCACAACUUGGCACAGUUUACCGGUUGAAAUUGAAAUUUCAUCUAUUGAAUGUUUUCACAUUGUAAUUUGUAUUACACAUCAGAGACAGACAGACAGACAGACAGAUGGACAAACAGACAGACGGACAAACAGACAGAUGGACAAACAGACAGACAGACAGAUGGACAAACAAACAGACAGACAGAAGGACAAACAAACAAACAGACAGAUGGACAGACGGACAGACAAACAGACAGAUGGACAAACAGACAGAUGAACAGAUGGACAAAUAAACAGACAGACAGAGAUACAGGUGGACAAACAGACAGACACACAGAUGGACAAACAAACAGACAUACAUAAUAACUCAUAAAAUUGAUAUUUACCUCAAC